AUGCGACUAAACGCCAGAAUUUUCCAGCUUCGAGAUCCACGUCUUCGCCCUUUAGGUCUUGAUAUACCACGAGAGGAGCUCGAAGAUGUCUAUCUCGAUGAUGACCGAAACGACCAGACACGCAUAGGCUCUCAAAGGCAUCCUGCGUGUUUCUCUUCUCAGCUCCAAGAGGCUUGCUUCAUCUGCUUCACCGUUCUCGCCUCUUCAAGCUUCAUGGUCUUGUUCAGAAUACAGACCAUCUCGUAUUUCACAAUACAGUCUUCGCUAUCUAUAGGGACUAGUCAGGUCGUUUGGACCGUCACUGCAGCUGGAAGCCCGACUUCAGUGGUUAUCACGACGUUGCUGGCCACCGUCUUCUGCACCAUGAACCUGUUGCAGGUCAUUGAGCUGAUCUCUGUGAUAUAUCAAGCGUUUCCUGAACGGCAGGAUACGUUGGUGGUCCUUACUAUUGUCGGGGGCAGCUCUCUCGGUUAUGUCAUCGGAGCCCUCGGGGCCGGACUCGCAGUCACUUUAUCGGACUGGGGUUAUGCAUUCGUCUUCGCCGGAGCUCUUUUCUCGAUUCUCGUCCCACUGGGAUACUUUUGUCUGCCAAAUAUCGACACGCUGGCAAACGCAAGGAACGAGACUCAAGAACUUCCAGGCGUUUUCGGUGAGGUCUUCUUGGCUAAAGCUUCGAUCGUACCAUCAAUCGUUUGGAAAGAUCGCAACUCAAUUUUGAUUAUUGUCUUCACCUUGGCUACAUUUCUGAGUCACUAUUCAUCUUUAUUCUGGGUUCCGUUCUUCCUCCAGGCUACCUACAACUUGUCACCGCUCCAAGUUGCUCUUCGUUUGCUGCCUCAAGCUCUCAUAGGAGUCCUUGCCAGCCUCAUGGUGGUGGUACUCUCCCGCAAUGUACAUACCACACUGCUCCUGAUCCUGGCUUCCGUUUGCUCAAUAUUGAGUGCGGUACUCAUGAUAUUCCCCGAUGAGCACAGCAAUUACUUCACCUUUGUCUUCCCAUCUCUCAUCCUGGGUGCAAUUGGUGCUGAGUGGACAUUGCAUAUUGCAGUGCAAUAUCUGACGUCUAUCGUCCCGAUCCGCAAACGUGUCAUGGGCAUUGUCGUUUCGCACACGGUCGUCAGGCUCGCAAUACCUUUGGGCCUUGCCACUACCGCUGCCGUAUGGUCCACAGUGCGCAAGGGGAGCCUGGAGACACGCUCACCUGAGGCAUACAGCAAGGUAUUCAUUGCCAUGGCCUCGAUUGGUGGUGUGUCAUUACUUGUCUCUCCGUUCAUCAACAUUGGCAAGCUGGGCCACCAUGGAAGACGAAAGGACGUUCUCGGAGACAAAGAAGCACAACGCGUAUCAGAGGCCAGUCAAAGCACUGCGGGCGAGAAGAUACCAACAGUCGCUAUCGAGUCCACCAUUCCCCUGAAUGGUGAUGCUGGGGUGUGGCGUGGAGCCCAGAUCGGCCCAAGGGCCUCCUCACUAAGCACCAAUCUCGUCCGCAGGUCCGUGGCAUCCCAUCGAGUUCUCUCCCGAGCCACUGCCGACGACUCGGAUAUCGCCGGGCUGCCGCUACCACGGGUUCCGGGAAGGCACUCGCGGGAUCAUUCUACACUCCGUUGCUCUUCUCAGUACAGCACACCCCGGACCGAUCGAGUCAUAUGGGUGGUAUGCGAGGAUUGCGGUGUGAGAAAGAGGGCUGCUGCUGAGCCACUUGGUGAUCCCAAGCGGUAUUUCUACGAUACCAAACAUUAG
Messenger RNA from Thyridium curvatum, 1740 nucleotides. RefSeq lists its product as uncharacterized. The transcript has 5 exons. The coding region runs from base 1 to 1740 and encodes 579 amino acids. The record is from RefSeq and is a predicted model, not a curated record. Gene Ontology annotation, biological process: transmembrane transport. Gene Ontology annotation, cellular component: membrane. NCBI's taxonomy places the organism in Eukaryota, Fungi, Ascomycota, Sordariomycetes, Thyridiales, Thyridiaceae. Gene Ontology annotation, molecular function: transmembrane transporter activity.